ACUGGUUCGUGCGUUCGCGUAAAGCGGUCGUGCGGUCCGGUGAGACUCGCGACGUAAAACAGGGCUGUGUGUUGCCUUUUUUGGAUCGAAGAAAAAGGGCUAUCGGGACAAUCGGCCGUUACGGCCGAGAAACAGAGGGCCCGCGAGAUGUCUCUGACAUGCCGAGUGCAAUAUCUGAAUGACGUCGAUCCGUUCGCCUAUGCGAGCUCCUAUCCGGAGCCACCUAGGCCGCCUGUGCACACCUUCAGCGCGACCUUGCCACUAAUUAACCAGCUCGCGGCGGUGCAUCGACUUCUACGGGCGCCUCACAGGCUCGACGACACGGCGCUGCAGUUGUACAAGGACGGCGACUACGGCGCUUACCUGGACCUCGAGGCCUCCAUCAACGAGCAGCAAGAGGAAUUCGAGGGCUUCCAGACGAACCGAAAGAACUCGAUCGUUCUCAGGACCCAGCUGUCCGUGAGGGUGCACACCAUCAUAGAAAAAUUGCUGAACAGCGAGGGCCGCGAGCUGCGACGAGCUCUCUUCUCCCUCAAGCAGAUCUUUCAGGAGGACAAGGACCUGGUGCAUGAGUUUGUGCAAAAUGACGGGCUUGCCUGCCUCAUCAAGGUUGGCAGCGAGGCUGACCAGAAUUACCAAAAUUACAUACUACGGGCUCUCGGUCAGGUGAUGCUCUACGUGGAUGGUAUGAAUGGGGUGAUGGAACACGGUCAGACGGUUCAGUGGUUAUACACACUGAUAGCCAGCCGGUUUCGUCUGGUGGUGAAGACCGCCCUGAAGCUGCUGCUGGUGUUCGUCGAAUACGUGGAGACGAACAGCCUGCUGUUGGUCAGGGCGGUGAGGUCCGUGGACACGUCCAGGGGCAUGAUACCUUGGACCAACGUGAUGAAGCUCCUGAAGGAUUACGAUGCCGCGGACACGGAGCUUCUAAUUUAUGCCACGACGUUGGUCAACAAGUGUCUGAAUGGCAUACCGGAUCAGGACACUUAUUACGACCAGGUGGACUGUUUGGAGGAGCAGGGGAUCGAGGGCAUCAUUCAGAGGUACAUGUCGAAGCAGGGCACCGACCUCGAUCUGCUCAGGCAGUUCCAGAUCUACGAGGCCGUGCUUCACCACGAGGACGGGAACGACAGGGGAUCACCUAUCCGUCAGCUCGACGAUAACAUCAGGAAGACGCUGCGGAACCGGAAGUCCCUGGUGGAUUCGCACGAGCGACGAAAAUCCCGCAGACACUCGACGGGCACGUCUCCGUUGUCGAUGUCCUUGAACGCCCGCCUAAGUCCGCGGCUAAACCACUCGUUGGGUCUAAACUCCCUGAACAACACGCUUAAUUCGAGUUUGCCGGACGACGACGACGAGUCCAGCAGUUCCCAAAGCUCGCAAGGUCAUCUGGGCGAGGUUCAACUGAACGGCAGCUACAAGGAGAACAAAGUGGACGUUGGCGUGACACCGGCGUUAAGACGUCGAAGGGAACGAGCCGAGAGACAGAGAAGCUUCAUCAGGGAGCAACAAGAGGCCACGGCGAAUAUGCGAGCAUCCGGUGUCGAGUGCGACGAGGGCAAUCACACCGACGAGGAUGAGGAUCGUCGAGUGGUUUUACAGCUGAAGAGGGAAGGAACCGUCAAGGAUCUCACACAAAAGCUGGUGGCUCAAAAUCUUAUACCGAGCAGCCCGGUCGAGGAGAAGGUCUCCAGGAUAGGUGACAUGAGUGGUCUGAUCUCGAAGGCGAAGGAGGGUCUCGCGAAAUCAAAAUCGAAGGCGGACGUUUUGAAGUCGCCGACCGGCGACAACCUGCCCAAGCUGCAGGAGGCGAAGAAAUCGGAAAACGAGCUCCACUGGGAGGAGUUGAUUAAGAAACUGAAGAGACCGCUGGCCCUCUGCGACCUCGACUUCACCGAUCUGAAUUCCGACGACGAGGUCGACGUUCUCGGUCCCGUGAACGUGACCAACGGGGUUCCACCGCCCCCGCCGCCCAUGGUGCCACCGCCCGGCGGUGUUCGUGCCCCGCCACCGCCGCCCCUGGGGGCGAGGCUGCCGCCGCCGCUUCCUCAGGCCCCUCCGCCCCUGUUCGGGAUGAAUUUCAAGUCCCCGAGAUCGCCAACGUCCACCGACGCCAGCAACACGCCAAAGAGUCCGCCGCCUACGUUCACGAAGAAGAGCAAGAAGACGGUGAAGCUGUUCUGGAAGGAGGUCAGGGACGAUCCCAUCAUACUGUCCAGGCUCGAUAAAAACAAGAUGAUAUGGGACGAGCUAUCGCCGGUACCUGUUGACACGCAGAAGCUCGAGCAUCUGUUCGAGAGCCGCGCCAAGGAUCUCAUCACCAAGAAGCAGCAAGAGAUGAACAAGAACAAGGAGAUCAUCGUGCUGGACCAUAAAAGAUCGAACGCCAUCAACAUCGGUAUGACCAAGUUGCCGCCACCGAGAUCGAUCAAGACCGCGAUCUUGAAAAUGGACGCGACCAUUAUGAACAGGGAGGGUAUCGAGAAACUAUUGACGAUGCUGCCGACCGAGGAGGAGAGGUCGAGGAUACAAGAGGCGCAGGCCGCCAAUCCUGACCUACCUUUGGGAUCGGCCGAGCAGUUUCUUCUAACUUUGGCCUCCAUCUCGGAGUUACCCGCCAGGCUGAAACUUUGGGCGUUCAAGCUGGACUUUGAGAAUUCGGAGAAGGAAAUUGCGGACCCUUUGAUGGAUCUGAAGCAGGGAAUGGAGACCCUGCGAGUGAAUAAAACGUUCCGCGGGAUUUUGAGCACGCUCCUUUCGAUCGGGAUAUUCCUCAACGGAAAUGAGGUGAAGGGCUUUCAGCUGGAAUACCUCGCCAAAGUACCUGAAGUGAAGGAUACGGUUCACAAACACUCGCUGCUUCAUCACCUUUGCCACAUGGUGAUGGAGAAGUUUCCGGAUUCUACGGAUCUCUAUUCGGAGAUCGGUGCGGUGACGAGGGCCUCGAAAAUCGACUUCGACGAGCUGGCGUCCAACAUCGGGAAACUGGAGAGCGAGUGCAAGGCGUCCUGGGACCAUUUGAAGCUCAUCGCGAAACACGACGGCUCGACGAUGAUGAAAGUCAAAAUGUCAGACUUCCUGGCGGAUUGCGCGGAAAGGAUAAUCGUGCUGGGCAUCGUGCACAGGCGGAUCAUAAAUCGAUUCCACAAGUUCAUCCUAUGGCUGGGUAUCCCGUUGCACAGGGUCCAGGACACCAAACCGAACGAGUUCUGCCGCGUGGUGUCCGAAUUCGCGUUGGAGUACAGGACCACGCGCGAGCGGGUGAUACAGCAGCUGGAGAAAAAAGCCAAUCACCGUGAAAGGAACAAGACCAGGGGGAAGAUGAUCACAGAGGUUGGCAAAUUCAGGACGAAAGAGGAUCGCGCGGACGCGGAGCUCAGGCAACUGCUCGGAAGCGAUAUCUCCGACGUCGAGAGUAUUCACGGUACCUUGCCUUGGAGGAGACAGAGGAAAGAUGAGACGCGAAAUCGUGUUGCAGGACGAACAUCGCUGGGUCCGUUGCUCCGCGACGAGAACACCAACGGUAACCUGACGGACGGCGACGACGAGCUGCUGGAAUCGUUAGUGAAGACGGCGACGAAGACACCGGCGACGAGGACGACGCCCAGAGAGCGCAAGAGGACCAGACACGCCGAUCGUAAGUCUUUGCGUAGAACGCUAAAGAACGGCCUCUCGGAAGAGGAGAAGAAGCACAUCGCCGCCUACAUCAAGGGUUACUGACUGUGAUAAAACUCGAACACCGUUAAACUCGUCCGUGAGAAAAUGAGGAUAGCCAGCAGACGAUCAUCGAAGCUCUGAUCGAACGUUGAUGACACGGCCAGGACAUCGCGAUUUGACGUAGGCGCAACCCGUACGACCGUAACACGAUGAAACAACCCUUCCAAGGAAUCGCGGAGAUACACCAAGGUUAUACGUUAAAAGAAUUAUAUAUACAUACACAUACAUAUAUAUACAUAUAUAUAUUUCGAUCGAUCUUUCUGCACGCUGGCAGGAAGCUGUAGAUUUUAUCAAAUCCGUCGUGAGACGAAACUCGAGGCCUUUCCUUCUAUCUUUCACCGUCGAUACGCGCUCUGUCGUUCAUCCUUUAAAAAUAGUACGCUAUUCUGAUAAUUAAAUGAAGUUACGUAUAACUAGUUUUUGCUCGAUCGGAUUGGAUUCAGAUCAGACAAACGUUCGAUUAGUUACUAAAGUAAAAUAUUCGAGAAUAAUACGAAGUACAAGCGAAUAAUGAAACCGAUGGAUCUAUCGUUUCCACGAUUCGUGGAAUUUCGGUUGAAUUUUCAACGAGAUAUUUUCGAUAUUUGUGUAUAGAAAUUUGUGCGUGAUCAGCAACCAUAAAAAUUGAACGCGUGUCCGAUACGACCGAGCGACGGAAUACAAGAAAUAGUUUUAAAAUCGAUGGAAAAACUGUACUUUCAGAGUUCAAUUAUUUCGUGUCUUUCGAAAAAAAUUCCAUCUCCGUUUUUUUUACCGGAGAUAUAAUAUUUAGCGACAGACGAGCGGACGUAUUUAUUCUAUCAUAGUCGACGUCGUAGUCGUAGGAAAUAUACUUUGAGCGUUAAAUUCCGUUCCCUGCAGUCGCGCAAUAUUGUUGACGGAAGAUGAAAGAAAAAGGAAGUGUACGCGACGAUCAGUCAGGCGACUUAUUCGCCAAAUCUCGUUGCGAGGCGACUUCUGGCAGCCUGUGGGCUACGGAGACGAGCUUACGGGUCAGCGUUCCGCGUCGCGACAACUUUGAAACUUAUAUCCUCUUCAUCUUCCGCGACAAAAAGAAAAAAAAGAGAAGAAAAUAAACGAAAACAAGAGAAACUUUUUCGGAUGCGUCUUCCGCGGCGACAGGUUCCGUAGUAAUAAAUGCUCGCACGCGCGGAUGGAAAGCAUUUUUCAGGCGAUUCCCUCCUGCAUGUUGCAUGAAAUGAAAAUUUCAAUUUCUUCUUGACUUCUCGAGAAAAGCACGAACGACAGAGACGUGCAAACGUGUGCCUCGUCGACGAGUGAUCCGAAUUCUUUUAACGACGAUAGAGAAACCACGAACGAGAUCGAGCAAACGUAUCGCGGGAAGCGACUGUUGCCCGCGUGGAUCCAUAUUUUUUCGUACAAUUGUAACGCAAAAUAACAGUCGAGUUCGCGAAUCUACGAAUCAUCUGUCCGACGCGUACGUAGCGAAUCUCGACACCCAUACGACGAGAAUUUGUAAAACCGGUGUGAUUCGUUCGACGGGAGGAGCAACUUAAUUAACUUAAUCAUCACCUUAUUAAUCGCGUAGCGUGCCCUCGCGUACGCGAGAUCAUUGUAAGUUUCUGCGGUAAAUGAUUCUUCAAAUAAAAUUGCGAGCAGCAGCAGUGUAUCAUCA
This is a messenger RNA of Colletes gigas, 5353 nucleotides long. It is a transcript of the gene Fhos, whose product is annotated as FH1/FH2 domain-containing protein 3. Gene Ontology annotation, cellular component: cytoskeleton; cytoplasm. Gene Ontology annotation, molecular function: actin filament binding. The record is from RefSeq and is a predicted model, not a curated record. Bases 148 to 3720 code for a protein of 1190 amino acids. Lineage: Eukaryota; Metazoa; Arthropoda; Insecta; Hymenoptera; Colletidae. Gene Ontology annotation, biological process: actin filament network formation; cortical actin cytoskeleton organization. The transcript has 19 exons.